CUUGUUUAUUAGCCUCCAUUCCACCUGGUUCCUUAUUUCACCAGCUUCUUGCUUUUCAUUUUUCAAAACCAAAUGACGCUUCACCAGACCAAAAUUUGCGCAUUUUGUUCUAUUUACCUUCGUGUGAUUCUUCUCUUUUCCGCAAUUAGUCUCCUCUGCCUGCAACCCGUGGCCAUUACUGCCACCGCUCCAACAAACGAGACUGAUCGUUUGGCUUUACUCAAAUUCAAAGAACUUAUACCUCAUGAUCCAUAUAAGAUAUUGAGUUCGUGGAAUGGCUCUAUGCACUUCUGCAAUUGGCAUGGAAUCACAUGCGGCCGUCGGCACCAAAGGGUCACAGGCUUGGACCUUGAGGGCUACAACUUAGGUGGAUCUAUAUCACCUGCUAUUGGAAACCUCACCUUUCUUAGGUUCAUCAACCUCCAAAAUAACAGCUUCUAUGGCAAAAUUCCACAAGAAUUCGAUCAUUUGUUCCGACUGCAACGACUCUAUCUCGACAAUAACACGUUGGGAGGGGAAAUACCAUCUAACUUGUCCAUCUGCUCCAAUCUCAGGACGAUAUAUCUUCAUGUGAAUAAGCUUACAGGGAAAAUUCCAGAGGAGCUAGGCUCUUUAAUGAGACUACAACGACUUGCGAUUUCUGAAAAUAAUUUGGCAGGAGGAAUCCCCCCUUCUCUCGGAAAUCUUUCUUCACUCAAAUAUUUCUAUGUGGGGGGCAAUAAUUUGGUGGGAAAUAUUCCAGAUACCAUAGGCCAAUUAAAAGGCUUAGUAGUGUUCUCAAUUUGGGGAAAUAAAUUGUCAGGUACAAUCCCUUCCUCUCUUUAUAAUGUGUCUUCUCUCCAAUCGAUUGCAGUUACAAGCAACCAACUUAAUGACACACUUCCAGCCAACAUAGGCCUCACUCUUCCUAAUCUCCAAAAACUUCUAUUUGGUGGAAAUAUGUUCUAUGGACCAGUCCCUACUUCACUAUGUAAUGCAACUCAGCUUCAAAUAAUUGAUUUAAGUGAAAACAAUUUUCUAGGAUCAGUUCCAACUAAUUUGGGAAAUCUGUUGGAUCUUUCCUCGCUAAAUUUGGAACUCAAUCAUCUUGGAAAGAGUUUACAUUUCUUAACAUCUUUGACAAAUUGUAGUAAACUUAAUGUAUUGAGUAUUAGUACGAACUAUUUCGCAGGUGUUUUGCCUAGUUCUAUAUCCAACUUGUCAACCCAACUCACUGUAUUAUAUAUAGGAGGCAAUCGAAUUUCUGGAACUAUUCCUGCAUCAUUAGAGAAUCUAGUUAACUUAAUUGCUUUGGGCUUAAGUACUAAUUACUUCACCGGCAUUGUUCCUACUAAUUUUGGGAAGUUUCAAAAGAUGCAAUUAUUAAAUUUAAGUGGAAACAGAUUGUCUGGAGAAAUACCAACCAUCAUAGGCAACCUUACUCGGUUGUUUGAACUUGAUUUAGAUGAAAACAGAUUUGAAGGAACUAUACCUCCAACUAUAGUAAACUGCCAAAAUUUGCAAACCCUGGACAUUUCACAAAAUAACCUUGGUGGAUCCAUACCCAAACAGCUUAUUGGUCCUUCUUCCCCUGCACUAAUAUCCCUCAAUUUGUCACAUAACUCGUUUACUGGCAAACUACCAUUUGAAGUAGGUGAUUUGAAAAAUAUAAACUUUUUGGAUUUCUCUAACAAUAAUCUGUCUGGUGAAAUUCCUACAUCUAUAGGAGAUUGUUUGGUGUUGGAACUCCUUGACCUACAUGGGAAUUCCUUUGAAGGAGCAAUACCAUCAUCUAUGGCUUCUUUGAAAGGUCUUCAACUUCUAGAUGUUUCACAAAAUAACCUAUCAGGAUCCAUUCCAAAGGGUUUAGAGAAGCUUCGUUAUUUAGAAAAUUUGAAUCUUUCUUUUAAUAAUUUUGAGGGUAAGGUACCAAUUGAAGGAGUUUUCAGAAACACAAGUGCGAUAUCAUUGGCCGGAAAUACUAAACUCUGUGGUGGUAUACCAAAAUUGCAGUUGCCAAAAUGCCUCGUAGAGGUCAUGAAACCAAGAAACUCAUUUGGCCACAAGCUAGCAAUUGUAAUUAUUUCCAUUGUUUUAUUUUUGUUUUCAUCAAUUCUUGUUAUUUAUUGGAUGAAAAAAUCAAAAAAGAAAUCACCUUCUAUGUUUUCAACAAUGGACCUCCUUCCAAGUGUUUCGUACCAAGACCUCUAUCAUGCAACUUGUGGAUUUUCUUCGGAUAAUUUAAUUGGAUCUGGAAGUUUUGGCUCAGUAUAUAAAGGAACUCUUGUUCAAGAAGAAAAACUAGUUGCUAUAAAGGUCCUUAACCUUCAACACAAGGGAGCUUUCAAAAGUUUUAUGGCCGAAUGCAAUGCAUUACGAAUUAUUCGGCAUCGGAAUCUUGUUAAGAUAUUAACAUGUUGCUCUAGCAUAGAUUACAGUGGGAAUCAAUUCAAAGGUCUAGUCUUUGAAUUCAUGGCAAAUGGGAGCUUAGAUAUUUGGCUGCAUCCCAAACUAGACAACGAAAAUCAAUCAAGGAACUUGAGCCUUCUUCAAAGAAUAAAUGUUGCACUGGAUGCGGCUAUUGCAAUAGAUUAUCUUCACAACUAUUCUGUGCAACCAAUCAUUCAUUGUGAUUUAAAGCCAAGCAAUGUUCUCCUUGACAAAGACAUGGUUGCUCAUGUAAGCGAUUUUGGCUUAGCAAAGCUCCUCUCAACUGUUGAUGAUUCUUCUGAAAAGCAAACUAGUACAAUUGGGAUAAAGGGAACAAUUGGUUAUGCUGCUCCAGAGUAUGGCAUGGGUGAUAAGGCAUCAAUAGAAGGGGACGUGUAUAGCUAUGGAAUAUUACUACUGGAGAUGUUCCUAGGAAAGAGACCAACUGAUGAAAUGUUUAAAGAUGGUCUCAAUCUCCACAAUUUUGCUAAGAUAGGAUUGCCAGAAAGAGUUGUUCAAAUUGUAGACCCAAUCCUUCUACCAAGAGAAGUUGAUGUUGUGCCGACAGCAAUAGUGGCAACUAGAGAAGAUAAUAAUGACAACGAAAUUCAAGUAGACGAAGGAGCUCGAGGUAUUGCAAACCUGUGUCAAAUGGAUGCCAAUGUGCAUAAGUGCUUGGUCUCAAUCCUUGAGAUUGGACUCGCUUGUUCAAUAGAGUCACCAAAAGAAAGAAUGAAGAUGAAGGAAGUUACCAGCGAACUGCAUAUGAUCAAAAAAGCCUUUCUUGGUUCUGGUAUACUCCCUGGUGGACUUGGUAGAAUCCAAGUUUAAGAGCAUGAAACUACCAAAACAGAUCAAUGAAACCUCUUUCAUGUCACUGUUGAGUAUUUGCGUCAUUGCGUGCUAGUUCAAUCUCAUUUGUAGAAACAUUCAGGGAAUGAUUUCCUCAAGGUAUUUUCUUCUUUUAGAUGACAAUCCUACUUGUGUAUCUUGAUAGUACAAGUGCAUUGAACACUUCUACUUCAGGUUCUGGUAUGGUGUAUAUGUAUUCACUAUUCACUAUUCAGCAUAAAAAAUAAAAAGUAUACUGUGUUGUGUA
This is a messenger RNA of Quercus robur (English oak), 3508 nucleotides long. RefSeq names its product probable LRR receptor-like serine/threonine-protein kinase At3g47570. Gene Ontology annotation, biological process: protein phosphorylation. NCBI's taxonomy places the organism in Eukaryota, Viridiplantae, Streptophyta, Magnoliopsida, Fagales, Fagaceae. The coding region runs from base 73 to 3240 and encodes 1055 amino acids. The record is from RefSeq and is a predicted model, not a curated record. Gene Ontology annotation, molecular function: protein kinase activity; ATP binding; protein binding. The transcript is spliced from 3 exons.